Molecule: messenger RNA, 2878 nt
Organism: Salvelinus fontinalis (brook trout)
Lineage: Eukaryota; Metazoa; Chordata; Actinopteri; Salmoniformes; Salmonidae
Gene: tbc1d20
Product: TBC1 domain family, member 20
Exons: 8
Coding region: 864-2072 (402 amino acids)
Biological process (GO): endoplasmic reticulum to Golgi vesicle-mediated transport; positive regulation of GTPase activity
Cellular component (GO): endoplasmic reticulum membrane
Molecular function (GO): GTPase activator activity
Source: RefSeq, a predicted model, not a curated record
UAUUGCUAUGUUUGCUUCCGUUUGGUUCUUAAACGCUAAACCAUAGACAGUACUCUGUAAGUAAACGGUUUCCGUAAUGAAUAUGCCCCUGCUCGACAGCAAUCAGCGCUUGCACCUUCACCAAAUCAUCGAAUCACAGAGUUUCUAAACCCAGAGGCGCAACAUUACGAGACUUCCGGGAAUGCUGGCUAAACAGACGAGACGGGAAGUCAAGUGAACAAUUAUUAUUUAGUUUUACAUUUUCUCUAAAUCUAAGGCCUAAGGGUUGAAGGCACAACUUAGAUUCACAACUUAGAUUCGAGACAAUGUUUUAAGUAGUCGAACAUGGUAUUACCCCAACCUUGUGAAAGUAACAAACGGACACGUUUUCAUUUUCGUAAAAAACUACUUGAUAUCGAAAGAUUUCCGUUGAUUUGACGGCCUGCACAUGCGGAGUUCGGUGCUAGACGACGGUUAGUCCCGAUUACAUGUUGAUACGCAUGAGCCUUGCGAUCCAACGUCGCCAUGACAUCGCCUACAAGUGUGAUCGGGGAAUUCUAUUGGAGAAGCAGUUUUAGCCUAUCUUCAUACUGUACCGUCUUUGAUCAAAUUAAUUGUCCGGCAAAAGCAUAACGUAGCUAGCUAAAAUGUAUCUCUCUAAAGUAUUACGUUGUUAAUUAUGUGAGUAAUCAAAUGUUUGUAAUUGGCUAUACUUUGCGAUAAAAUAACCAAUUGCUGAAUGACGUCGAUAACUGAUCUAUUUAGCUAGCUAGGCUAGCUUGGUAUCAUUUGUCAUGUACAGCUAAUCAGUUUGUUGGAGAAAGAAAAUGAUAUCUAUCCAAUAGUAUAAUCUACGAUGACGAGAAGAUUGUAGUGUGGAAACCAUGAAAAGAUCUAGAAGUGUUGGUGCGUCUUCACCUUUGAAUGGGAUUGGGAAACAAGAUGGGGACUCCAGGAGGAAGAGGAAGUUGGCGGAGAUCUCUCAGGCCCUGAACGUGACGCCAGUUGACGUGGCAGUGCUUAGGAGGAUGGCCAUCAGCGAGGGGGGGCUGCUCACUGAUGAGAUCCGCUGUAAAGUGUGGCCACGGCUGCUCAACGUGCCCACCGACAUCCUGCCUGAGAAACUAGAGGAAGUAGAGCGGGAGAAUAAUAAGGACUAUAACCAGGUGCUGUUGGAUGUCCAGCGUUCCCUGCGAAGAUUUCCUCCUGGCAUGCCAGACGAGCAGCGUGAGGGCCUCCAGGAGGAGCUGAUUGACAUCAUCCUGCGGGUGCUGGGAAGGAACACUCAGCUGCACUACUACCAGGGCUACCAUGACAUCGUGGUCACCUUCCUGCUGGUGCUGGGUGAGCGGCUUGCUACCGCUCUGGUGGAGAAACUCUCCACGCACCACCUCAGGGACUUUAUGGACCCCACCAUGGACAACACUAAACACAUCCUUAACUAUCUGAUGCCAAUCAUCGAGAGGGUCAAUCCAGAGGUGCAUGACUUCAUGCAGCAGGCAGAGGUGGGCACCAUCUUUGCCCUUAGCUGGCUCAUCACCUGGUUUGGCCAUGUCCUGUCAGAUUUCCGACACGUCGUGCGGUUGUAUGACUUCUUCCUGGCCUGCCAUCCCCUGAUGCCAAUCUACUUUGCUGCUGUGAUUGUGCAGUACCGGGAGGAUGAGGUGUUGGACUGUGAGUGUGACAUGGCAUCGGUGCACCACCUCCUGUCCCAGAUCCCCCAGGACCUGCCCUACGAGACGCUCAUCAGCCGCGCAGGAGACCUCUUUGUCCAGUUCCCCCCCUCCGAGCUGGCCAGGGAGGCUGCCCAGCAGUACAGUCAACAGAUGGCGCCCUCCACCUUUAAAGACUUUGAUCUGAACCCGGAGCAGCAGCGGCCGGACACGGUGCUGCGGAGGCGGCGGAGAGAGAAGCAAGCGCUGAAGGGAGCUGCUGCAGGUGCUAUGGUGGCGACCGCCCAACCCACCGCGGCUCGGCGCUUCGUCCGACUGGCCGUCAUGGGGCUCACUGUGGCCCUGGGGGCAGCCGCCCUAACCCUGGUCAACACGGCCCUAGAGUGGGUGCCCAAACUGGACCUACACCUCUUCCCCUGAGAGAGAGAGAGAGCGAAGGGGACUUGUAGGCGAGCGAAGGGGACUUGUAGGCGAGCGAAGGGGACUUGUAGGCGAGCGAAGGGGACUUGUAGGCGAGCGAAGGGGACUUGUAGGCGAGCGAAGGGGACUUGUAGGCGAGCGAAGGGGACUUGUAGGCGAGCGAAGGGGACUUGUAGGCGAGCGAAUGGGACUUGUAGGCGAGCGAAUGGGACUUGUAGGCGAGCGAAUGGGACUUGUAGGCGAGCGAAUGGGACUUGUAGGCGAGCGAAUGGGACUUGUAGGCGAGCGAAUGGGACUUGUAGGCGAGCGAAUGGGACUUGUAGGCGAGCGAAGGGGGCUGACGGCCAUUACAGCAGAAGACAUCCACGGGAAGGGGAGAGAAUAGAGUUCUUUUCCACAUUUUAAUAUGAAGGACAUGAAUGGGACAGAGACUUGACUGUCGACGUUGUAUUUAAUUUAUAUUUGUUAAUAAAAUAACCGAAUGGUGAUAAAUGUUGUGCUGAGAGAGAUUAAACUAUUAGGAGUGAUGGCAAGCGACAACUUGUAGCAAAGACUUAGGUUUCCUAGGUUGAGGAGUUGUCACCGGGGUCGAAACUGCUGUCAAUGAAGAGCGUGUGUAAGAGUGUUGAUGUGUCUGAAAUGGCUCCCUAUGUAGUGCACUGUAUAGGGAAUAGGGUUUCAUUUUAGACAGUCUGUGCGAUCAGGUUCAGGGGUGAGUUAAAUGUCCCUCUGAACCUCACAUGGCACAAGGACAUAGAUCCCGCUAGCCCGCCACUGGCAUGGUACCCCCCCCCCCCCCCCCCCCC